Molecule: messenger RNA, 1209 nt
Organism: Eremomyces bilateralis CBS 781.70
Lineage: Eukaryota; Fungi; Ascomycota; Dothideomycetes; Eremomycetales; Eremomycetaceae
Exons: 1
Coding region: 257-994 (245 amino acids)
Source: RefSeq, a predicted model, not a curated record
AGGCGUUUCUAGUAUUGAGGUACUUCACGGACUAACUUAAGUAUUUGCCACACAAAGCAGCUGCCGUAUACAAAGAAGCUCAACAAACUUUCUCGCUGAGCAACACACCCAGCGUCCCUCCACUCUCGGUGACUGCACCUUGUACUCCCCUCGCAGUGAGAUGUCCACAGCUGAUGAACAACGCAUUGCAGCGUUUCUCUUCAUGAACCUUCCUCGCUAGAAUGAAUGAAACCAUCCCGGGAUUCUCACAUCCACCAUGACGGGCAUUACGCAGCUCCUCGGUCCGCCGAUCCUUCUCCUCAUCUCGAUCCCUCUCGCGGUGUUCGCCCUACUGACGACCGCCCUCGCGUUCUCGCUGCUGUUCAUCCGCGUGUCCUUCAUAUAUCUCGAGCUCGCCCUCGCCCUCGCCCAUUCCUGGCUCUUCGCUAACCGCUCGACGAAUCCCGUCCCCUUCCCUGGUCAACGAACCCCCCGUAAACCCCGCCGCACCAGCGUCACCACCACUGCACCCCCCCACGACCUGCCCCCGCCCCGCCACCCCCCUCGUAAAAGCGACAGCGCCGCCUCCCUCCUCGCCGGCGCCCCGAACCGCGAUUUCGAAGGCGUGGGCGGCUGGCGGGUGUCCGGCGACGGGGAGGACGAGGCGCUGUGGGUGGGGAUGAACGCGCGGCUCGAGCUGCCCGCGAGCGCGGGCGACCGGCCGCGGCGGCAUCAGCGGUCGUUGACGACUGGGAGCCAGCGGUUAUCGUGGAGCCCGGGAGCGAUGAGGAUGAGCCCGGUGCAGAGUCGGGCGCGGACACCGAGCGUCACUGAUCCGGCGUCGCCGGAGGGGUAUUUUGGGUAUCUACCGUAUGAGCGGGCGGGUGCAGCUGUCCAUUCGACGGCGCAGGGGAAGGACGACGGUCGCCGAAAGAGCAUGAGUGGUUCCAGCACCACGUCUGCGAGCUCCGGUAGAGGGUCCAAGGUGACCGUGAGACAUGUCGCGCAUGCUUAACGAUCUCACUGGUCAAGUGGUCGGCGAGGUUUCUACUCUCUUCCGUACCACCCGCAUUCAGAAUUCAAGAGACUAUAUUUUCCGUGUAUUCCUUAGAGAUGGCCGAUAGACAUACCGUGUCGAGGAACAUGGACGGAUGGCCUCCGUCUCUAUCUGGUUAGAAAUGCACGACCGAACAUCCUAUCGAGACUUUCUACUCGUGAGUCUGUGGUCAU